Messenger RNA from Eimeria tenella, 1759 nucleotides. RefSeq lists its product as uncharacterized. Lineage: Eukaryota; Apicomplexa; Conoidasida; Eucoccidiorida; Eimeriidae. The annotation marks the transcript as partial. The transcript has 7 exons. The record is from RefSeq and is a predicted model, not a curated record. Gene Ontology annotation, cellular component: nucleus.
GGGAGACGGAGCUGCUGUGGCGCGGCUGGUGAGCAGCUACUUGACAGUCUUCCAGCGGCUUGCGGAAUUUGGGGUGUCUCUACAGCCUGUGCUGCAGCAAGCCCUGGGGCCCAGAAAAGCAGCAGCAGCAGCAGCAGCAGCAGGUGGCGACGAAGGCGAAGCAGCAAAUGCAGCUCUCAAGAAGCAGCUGGCUGUGCUGCCUCCCUUGUAUCUUGCUUCCUGCUGCAACAGGCUUGUGCGGGUGCUGCUGUCGGGGCUGCUGCGGGCUCUUCCCUACGUGUCUCCUGAAGCAGCAGCCACGCUGCUGCUGCAGGCGCCGGUGAAGAGCCACAAGCAGCAGCAGCAGCAGCAGCAGCAGCAGCGAGGCACCUUUGACCAGCUCUCCGAGGUCCUCUUCACGCUUUCGCACAGCCUUCCUUGUGCUGCUUCUCGGAUUUUGGCUCUCCGCAUCCUCCACUGUCUCAGUUCCCUCUACCACCACAGCCCAGACCGUCUUUCUCGUGUGGUGUACGAACAGCUGCAGCCGCAGCAUGCAGGUUUGCACUCCAGCAGCCGCGGCGGUCUGCUGCUGCUGCUGCUGCGGCUGCUGCUGCAGGACACCAACGACUCGCGCAAGGCAGCACUCAUCAAGAGGCUCUUGCAGACUAGCCUCUUCUACGCUACGCCUGGACUGGCAGCAGCUUCUUUGCAGAUUGUGCAGGGAGUGCUGCAGCAGCACCCGCAGCUCAGGCUGCUGCUGUCUCAGGGGGAGGCGCAGCUGCAGCAAACGGACGAGAUCGUGGCAGAUGCCCCAGACGACGACGACUCUCUCGAGGCUUCCCAGCCUCAAGACGAAACAGCAGCAGCAGCAGCAGGAGCCGAGGCUCCUUGUGUCUAUACACCCGAAAAGAGAGACCCCCGCUUCACGCGAGCGGCGGAGACGCGGCUAUGGGAAGUGCUGGCCUGCGCAGCAAGCUACCACCCGCGGGUGGCUUCUUCUGCUGCGAAGCUUGUUGCUGCUUACAGCAGCAAAGCGGGCAGCAGCAGCAGCAGCAGCAACGGGGAUUUAGACCCGACUGCAGUUGAUGAGGCAGCAAUUGUGCAGACGCUGCGCUCCGUCACAAACUCAGGAGUCCUCGACGACUUGGCCUACAAGGCCCCGCAGCAGCAGCAAAAGCAGCAGCAGCAGAAGCGGCGGCACCAGAAGCAGCAGCACGAGGAGCAGCAGCAGCAGCAAGAAGACCACCGCAUCUCUCUAAACUCUACCCGCUACUGGCAACGCCACGAAGCUGAUCCAGAGAGGGAAUUUAUCCGGCAGUACUUCCUUGACCGCGUAGUUGCUGCUGGGCAGCUGCAGCACAAACGGCGCCGUGCUGCUUCUGCAGCUGACGAGGAAGGCGGAAGCGACAGCGACGCGGAGGCCUCGGCAGAGGAUGUGGAAGACGACGAAGCCUUCAGCGACGACGAGGUGGACGCGUUCCUGGCGCAGCAGGCCCGCGAGCUCGGGGGCGGCGAAAGCGACGAAGAAAGUCUGGGAGAUUCUGAAGACUCUUUUGCUGAGGCCUCGGACUCUGGCGAGGACAGCGACGCAGCAGCAGCAACAGCAGCAGAAGAGGAGGAGGAAGAGGAAGAAGAGGAAGAGGAGGAGGAGAGCAGCAGCAGCAGCAAGAAAAGCCACGGCGAUAAGAAGACUAAACAACUCCGGCUGCAGCUGCAGCGCAGGGCCCUCGGCGGCACCCCUUUCGCCGACGCCGAGGGGCUCGAGGAACUCCUUGCCUAA